AUGCAGACGGAGGAGGAGACGGCCACCGCAGAAGAGCCCAUUUUGGAGGAAGGGUCAGGACGAGAGCAGCAACGGCCAGUCCAGCAGUCUCUGGCCUCCUCCCUGUGUCGGGAGUCCCAUUGGAAGUGCCUCCUCCUGACCCUCCUCAUGUACGGCUGCUUUGCCACGCUGGCCUGGUGUGCUCUCUGUCGCGUACCCGUUCUCGGCUCCUCCUCCAUACCUCUCGGUGCUGACGACGAAGCAACCUCGGCGGCUUACUAUAAUGGCAUCCUGCCCCUGGACAGUCCGUGCUCCAGCGGCUAUGUCUACAUCCCCCUGGCCUUCCUGGCAAUGCUGUAUGUGGUUUACUUGGUGGAGUGCUGGCACUGCUUCUCAAAGACAGCGAUGCUGGCUCAUGCUGAAUUCCAGGAAGUGUAUGAGCGUGUGCAGAGGCUUCAGCAGGCUACACCCUGCAUUUGGUGGAAGGCCAUCAGCUAUCACUAUGUGAGGAGGACCAGACAGGUGACAAGAUACCGCAACGGAGAUGCAUAUACGACCACACAGGUCUACCAUGAGCGAGUGAACACUCACGCCUCCAGCUCAGAGUUUGACUAUGCUCGCUAUGGUGUCAAGGAUGUAUCAAAGGAGCUGCUGGACUUGCAACUGCACCCUGCUGUUCGCCUCCGUUUCACAAAGUGUUUCAGUUUUUCCAGUGCACGUGCUGAAGCUGCCUACCUCACUCAGCGAGCGCGCUUCUUCGGGGAGAACGAGGGCCUUGACGACUACAUGGAGGCCAGGGAGGGAAUGCACUUGAAGAACGUGGAUUUCCGCGAACACAUCCUGGCGUUCCCAGAUCCUGCUCACCAGCCCUGGUUUUCUAGGCACAGGGUGUUCUGGCUGGCGUCUGCCUUCCUCCUGUCGUGGCCACUGCGGGUAGUGUCAGAAUAUCGCACGGCAUAUGUCCACUACCAUGUGGAGAAGCUGUUCGGGGAGGACGAGGAUGGAGGAAGAGGGGACGGGGUUGAAGGAGGGACUGAGAAUGGAAUCCAUCCAGGAGGAAUCGGGAUUGGAAUUGGCCUAAAUGGGACGAGUUACAGAGCGAUCUCUCGGGUCAACACAGUGGACAUGACAGAAUUGGAGUGGCACAUCCGCUGUAACCAACAGAUGGUCCCGAGCUACUCUGAAGCCCUCCUUAUGGACUUGGACGUAAGCGGGGGGACAAACCCUACGGCCUCUACGCCCAUCUCUGGGCCUACAGUCUCCACCCCUAGCCAGGGGCCCAACCCACCUCCUCUAGCUCUGCCUGUUGUGUUUAACUCAGCUUACCUCCUCCAGAGCUGCCCGCGAUGCAGGAGGACCACGUCGAGUUCCAGUCUUCCCUCCAGGCUAAGGGCCCCAAUGGGAACCACAGCCCUCCUGAACGCUACCGUGGCAGGGAUCAGAGCAGCAGGGCAGGGAGGUGGAGGUAUAGGAGGAAGGCUGGUGCUCAGUCGGAGCGGAUUCUCCCUAGGGAGACUUGGAGGAGGGCGCCAGAACAGCCUGUUUCACUCAAGAAGCAUGGGAGGAGGGCUGGGAGGAAGUAGGGAAGAUGGAGGAGGAGGAGGGGGUAGUGGAGGAGGAUUCCUUGGGUUAGGUUCAAGACAGGACAACGAGGAGACCAGAGGAGUGCUGGAAGGAGAAGGGGAUGAGGACGAGGAAGAGGAGCAGGCGGAGGAGGAGGAGGUGAGGAGAAGGGAACAGGGAAGAGGAGGCAGAGAGAGGGACGAAGAAGCAGAGCAAGAGAGUGGAGGGGCUGUCGAGUUGAGGGACAGUGAUGGAGGAGUGAGGGAUCGUCCUCCAUCCUACCAGGACGCAUUCUUCUUUCCUGUCCUCAUUAUACACGGAGAGGAGAGCUGCCACGCUGGAGACGACAUGUGACGCUCCCAAAAAACAAAUGCGUUAAGAACAAGGAAGUCUGGGCAGAGGCCGAGGGAGAUGAAAGAACGCACUGAACACAAAGAAAAGGUUGGAUCAGAGAAAAAGCGGGUGAGGGAAAAUGAAAUAUGAUAGACCCACGGACUGAAUAAAAUGAGAACAGAAUGAUUUUGAAAGAAAGAGUCGUUUCAUGGCAGCCGCGUAAAGAAGAAAGGAUUCAGUCAGAACAAAGUAUGAGAGGUAAGAACAGCAGUGUGAUAGACCGAAGAAGGGAAAAGGGGGGAAGAUGAAAAAAGGAUAGCUAGAGUGUAAAGGGAUAAGAGGAUGUACUGUAAGAGCGGAAGACAAAUGACAAACAGAUAGCAAGUGAACUGCGACAAGAGAUUUGAACAGAUGCAGUGCCUACUGUAAAAAAACAGGAAACACUGAUUCAGAAAGAGAUGAGAGCUGAUAGGGAGUGCAGCACAGAGAUAGUAUGGAGUCUGAAAACAUGAGUGAAGGCAAGAAAAUGUUUGCAAUUGUAGAGCCACACAGAGAUCGUGUGAGAGAGAGGAUAUAAUUGGGAGGAACAGAAAGACUGAAAAUACGGGGAUGUCUAUUUUCAGAUAUAUCUAUGCAAGAAUGGUAGUGGGCGGAGGAACAAGUCUAAAGAUAGCAGAUUGGAGAGCAGUGGAGAGACUCUAAACCAGAUGAGUGGUAGUAGUUAUUUCUCAAAAAGACACAGAAGUUGAGGAAUUGCAAAAGAUAUUUUGAUGGCUUGUUACUUUGGUUUUGCUAAAAUCAACAUAUCUAGAGGCGGACUAAAAAUAUGGCUCAUCAAAGGGAUAGUUUGGGUUUUUUUUAAGUGUUGUUGUACAAGGUACUUGUUCAUAGUCAGUGUAUUACAUACAGUAGAUGUAGAGGAGUACCUGCAUGGGAGCUAAAGUAUAGCAAUGUAACUUAAUGCUUCGAAGGAGUGGAAACUGCAAAAUGUGUUUUAGCCACUUAAAAAAAAGCCCAACCUAAAAAAAUCCAUUUUGGUUGAAGUGUGCACUAUAUUUAGAAUAUGUUUUCAAUGCUUGCUGCAACCUUGCUGUCAGACAGCACUUUUCUAUGCUCUCUUCAGAGCCACCAGACUCUGUUGACAAAAUCAGCAACU
Messenger RNA from Plectropomus leopardus (leopard coralgrouper), 3031 nucleotides. The record is from RefSeq and is a predicted model, not a curated record. NCBI's taxonomy places the organism in Eukaryota, Metazoa, Chordata, Actinopteri, Perciformes, Serranidae.